This is a messenger RNA of Branchiostoma floridae (Florida lancelet), 2208 nucleotides long. RefSeq names its product kielin/chordin-like protein. The transcript is spliced from 14 exons. Bases 163 to 2055 code for a protein of 630 amino acids. The record is from RefSeq and is a predicted model, not a curated record. Lineage: Eukaryota; Metazoa; Chordata; Leptocardii; Amphioxiformes; Branchiostomatidae. Gene Ontology annotation, molecular function: protein binding.
CGGAGACCCUGACAUAGUUCCCGUCGUCAGUCGUCUGGUACGGACCCUGAGUUGUACUAAACACGACGCGACCUGACUGAGGUUGGGACCAACGGAACAGUGUUCUAUUCUAUCAGUGUUUUCUAGCUUCGCCAGAAGGUUCCCGACACAACAAGCUUAAGCAUGCAGUGGAAAAUGUUGCUGCCCACUUUGGUGAUGUUCGUCGCCCUCCGCGGUGCGACCGGCCAAUUUGCUGGAGUCCAGCCGCCGCCGCCGCCGCCUCCACCCCCUCCUCCUCCCCACACCUACAACCCGUACCCGGAUCCGCCGACGGACGCGCCCGAACCAGACAUGACCACUACCUGGUACGACGACACCUGGUUCAACGAUACCGACUACGAUUACAACGAUACCGACUCCGACUACAACCCGCAACCGUCCUAUAACCCAGAUGUAGCUGCAGUUUGCGGCGUCGACAUCGUGUUCCUUGUCGACGAAUCCUCGAGCAUCUCCAGCUUUUGGUUCGACCGUAUGAAGCAAUUCAUCGAAGACUUUCUCCACUGCUUCACACCCCUUCAUGACAUCGAUAUUGCAGUUAUUCCGUACCACUGCGUACCGAGGACGUACGUUCCUUUGCACCUACCUAUUGAUGCUAUCUUCAACACUGACCUCGGCAGGAUGAUGCAGAAGGGAGGCCUGAGCCGAACUGGCCGGGCUAUUCGCUUCAUGAAGGAUACGACGUAUUUCCGUGGUGACGGUGUCGCUCGUGCGGCGGUUGUCAUGACAGACGGACUAACCGACGGACCAGUGCAGGUACAGGACGACUACGCCGAGCAGGCUGCCGAGGCACGGGACGCCGGAAUUCAGCUGUACGCUGUGAGUGUUGGGGACUUUGUGGACGACGCUGCGCUUCAGGCCAUCGCCGGGAGCACCGACCGCGUGUUCGACAGCGACAUCCCCUGCAAAGUCGCCUUCCGGAUACUGGCGGACCUCUGCAAGUUAGCAGGUGUGCCAGGAUGUUUCUCGUACUUUCAUGGUGCCAUCCUCCCACUGGGGUCAUCUAUAAUGGUGCGGGACGAUUCACUUGGGUUAGGAUGCGGGACCAGUUGCUCUUGUACAGACGAUGGAUAUUUCAGUUGCCAGGGCAAGGGCUGUGGACAGGUCUACUACCAGCCGCGCUGCCAAAACUUCGUGACCAUCCCGAGCCGAUACCUGUGCUGCCCUGUCUGCGCUGACCCCAUACAUGGCGGAGUUCCGGACGGCUGUGUGCACGAAGACGGCAGCCUCAUUCCUGUCGGAGAUACUUACGAGCUGGACGACUGUACGAGCUGCACCUGUCUCGCCCCGGGAGAGGAGCCGCAGUGCGCGAGCAUGGCCUGCAUAGCUCUGCACUGCGCCAACCCCGUGAAGAUCGUGGGGCAGUGCUGCCCGGUGUGUGUCGGCUGUCUGUACGGAGACGUCCUCAUCCCUGUGGAUGGCACCUACGAGCCGGAUCCCUGCACGUCGUGUACCUGUGACACCCUCGGGGGAGAGCCGCAGUGUGCGGUGAGGGACUGCCCGCCGAUGCUCUGCAACAACGCCGUGUACGUCCCCGGCUACUGCUGCCCUGUGUGCCCGGACCUCGGCUGUCCGCACGAGGAUGGCCUCAUCCUGACGGGCACAGCAUACCAGCCGGACCCCUGCACAAACUGUACCUGCCCAAUUGGCGGAAUGGCACCGAUGUGCGAGGAAACGAUCUGCCCAUUUAACAUGUUCACGGUGUGCCCCCACGCCCCAGGGUUUCCGCCGGCCCUGCCGGUGCCGGUCGCAGGGCAGUGCUGUGGUGACUGUGACGCUCCGCCUGGCUGUUGGUACGAAGAAGAUAACAUCCUGAUCCCCAUGGGGACGGAUUACAUGCCGAAUCCCUGCAAGUUCGUCACUUGCUUCUUCCCCAGGUUCGAUCCGGCGGUCCACAGGAUUCGCCUGUUGUCUUCCCCGUCAAUUCAUUUCCUUGGCCCCUUCACAUUCAAUGAUGCAGUUAACGUUAUUCCUGGUAAUGUGGUCUGUAAAAGCGCCACCUACAUCAGCUGCCAAUAGCGGCGAGAAGCAUAACUCCAGUUAGAAGCUCUGAAGAAGAUGUCUGACAAACUUUCGUAUGAUCUACUACAAAGAAGUAUAUAGUAUUUAGAAUUAGAAUACAGUAUUUUAUUUCUCGAAGUAUUUGAUAUUUCACAUCCUUUAGACCACAUG